Cooperia oncophora is the source of this 375-nucleotide messenger RNA. The record is from the annotation of a GenBank genome assembly. Lineage: Eukaryota; Metazoa; Nematoda; Chromadorea; Rhabditida; Trichostrongylidae.
AUGGGGCCCCUAGAAGAACGUAAGGAUCUUCUCGAACUAAAACGACUCCAUCCACAUGCGCGGUUUAUAUCUGGUAAUUCGGAAUUGGCAAUCGAACUGAAAUUCCGGUUCAUCGAUUUGAAACUCGUUAUUAAUCCUCGUCAGGUGCCUGAUUUACAUGAAGUACGAUUGGACAGCAAUGGUCUAUAUAUGGGCACAGGCUUGAGCCUUACAGAAUCGAUAGUUUACCUCGUCAAGACAUGGACAUGCUUUCGCGAAGAACGGUGCGGAGUAUUCAGAGCAGUUCAUGAGAUUAUGCAUUGGUUUGCUGGAAAGCACGUGAGAAAUGUAGCGUCAGUGGCCGGCAAUAUCGUUAACCGCCUCUCCCAUUUCUGA